GUUACAUCGCAGUUUCCCUUUCGGUCCCUUCUCGCGCACGGUAGUAACAGGAAGUAAAAGGAAAGCUACAACCAAACCAUAACAAGCUGAGCAGAAGUAUUUAUUUUAAAGACGUGUUGUUUUAAAAUGGACUCUCGGAGUUUAAUUAACGAGUCACGCUGCAUGUUUUUUAACUCCUCCUCAAAGGACAAUCGAUGUGCGGUGAUUUUAUCCGUAAAACGAGCCACAGGAACCUUCUCCUUACUCGGAUGUGUUUUCAUGCUGUUUGUAAUCUGGCUGCUCCGACGCUAUCAGUCCUUGGCUCAGAAGAUGAUUCUCAGCCUGACUGUAGCCGCCUUCUUCGACAGCGUAGCAUAUGUCAUGGGCGAAACCCAUCCGAAGGGAUCUCUCUGCAACUUCCAAGCCUGGUGGCUGACAUACUUCGACUGGAGUGCCUUGGCCUGGGUUUGCCUCAUUACCCUGAACCUGUAUCUCAACCUGGUCAGGGAAAUAAGCACCAACAGAUAUGAGAAGUUUUACCAUCUGAUGGCAUGGGGGGUACCUCUGGUCAUGGCCUCUUUGCCGCUGCUGAAAGGUUACUACGGCCCCGCAGGAGCCUGGUGCUGGAUCACAGACGAUCACGUAGCCUGGAGAUUUGGGAUAUGGUACGUGCCUCUCUUCAGCCUCAUCUUCCUCAUGAUCUGCUGCUAUGCCAGAAUCAUCUGUGUGGCCAACAACAGAAUGCAGUCCUGGCGGGGAACCUUCAACCCCGAGCGCGAGAGACGAAAGGUUUUCUUGGCCGAGGAGAUCAAGCCGCUGAAGUGGUAUCCGUCCGUUUACCUGCUGGUGUCCACCUUCCCGCUGGUUAACAGACUCCAUAAUGCCUUCUACCCUGAAGAACCUUCGUUCCCUCUCACCCUUUUGCACGUCCUGUCAGCACCUCUCCAUGGUUUGGCCAAUGCCUUUGUUUUUGGCCUGGAUAAGGAGUGGUGGAGUCUGCUGAGCCCAACUGGAUUGCAGCUGGCUCUGCAGUCACGGCUCUGCGACCGAACGCGAAUCGGAGAGUACUACCCCGGGGCGGUGCGCUACACACAGGCAGACCUUAUCGACCCGAGCGAUGACGACGACGACGACACCAACGUGCUCUUCUACUCGCCUGACAUGACCCUGAAAGAUCGAGGUCCUUGAGCGAGAGCAAGAAGGGAGACAAAAGAGCUGGAGCGAGGAAGCACAAAGGAGGGUCAGAGCCGGAGAGAACCGCGCCGGAUUAGAAACUGAGAGGAAAAAAAAGGAAAAAGAAAAAAAAAAAAAAAAAAAAAAACGAGGUAGGGAGGGAAUGGAAGAGAAGAUUGUGGGGACGGUCAGGCAGAUAGAAGCCGGAGAUGAGCUGUCAGGUUCCAUUAUUAAUCCCCAUCCUUUACUAUUUAAUAUCCUUAAGACACCCUCCGCACACACACACACACACACACAGAGCAGAGCUCCAUUUCUGUGCAACACGACUAUCUGAGAGCUCUAAAGAUCAGCCUAAUGUUAAAGGCAUCUGCUGCAUCCCAAAAGGACUCCGGAAAGAUUUACCUCCCAGAACCCUCUGUUUUCCACCGCAUUCUGCAGCAUUUUAGCAUGCCAGAACAAAAAAAGACAAGGAGGGUUGGGGGG
Messenger RNA from Gambusia affinis (western mosquitofish), 1635 nucleotides. RefSeq names its product cyclic AMP receptor-like protein A. Bases 127 to 1167 code for a protein of 346 amino acids. Gene Ontology annotation, cellular component: plasma membrane. The record is from RefSeq and is a predicted model, not a curated record. Gene Ontology annotation, molecular function: cAMP binding; G protein-coupled receptor activity. The transcript has 13 exons. Gene Ontology annotation, biological process: adenylate cyclase-activating G protein-coupled receptor signaling pathway; cell surface receptor signaling pathway. Lineage: Eukaryota; Metazoa; Chordata; Actinopteri; Cyprinodontiformes; Poeciliidae.